UGCAGCCGGGCCGGGUUAGGUUAGGGGCCAUGGCGAGCUCGGAGCGCAGCGCGCUGCUCACCUACCGCCUGUGCGGCGGUUCCGGCGAAGACGAGCGGGGUCGGGAACGUGGCCGGGCCGCCGCCGCCGCCACCCCCCGCAAGCUGCCCACGUUCCUGGGCGUCGUGGUGCCCACGCUGCUUUCUAUGUUCAGCGUCGUCCUCUUCCUGCGCCUCGGGUUCGUGGUGGGCCAUGCUGGCUUGUACCAAGCUCUGGCCAUGUUUGCGGUGGCCUACUUCAUCAUUGGCAUGACAGUGCUGUCGGUGUGUGCCAUUGCCACCAAUGGUGCACUGGAUGCUGGAGGAGCCUAUUACAUGAUCAGUCGUGCCCUGGGCCCGGAGUUUGGGGGCAGCAUUGGGAUCAUGUUUUUCCUGGCCAACGUGUGUGGCAGUGCCCUCUACGUGCUGGGGCUGGUGGAGGCGGUGGUGGACAGCUUCGGGAUCCCGCCAGGGCAGAAAGUGGGUUCAGGCAUCCACGUCCUCCCCCAGAGCUAUUGGUAUGAGUUGCUCUACGGCACCAUCCUGCUGGCCCUGUGUCUCAUCGUGUGCCUGGUGGGUGCCUCCAUCUAUGCCAAAGCCACCUUCCUCAUCUUCCUCAUCGUGGCGGGUGUGCUGGGCACCAUCCUUGUCAGCUUCUUCGCCACGCGGCCCCUCGGUGUGCCCAUCCGCAUGCCGCACCUCAACAGCUCGGAGACUGAGAACGGCAGCUUCACUGGCUUCUCGCUUGCCACUCUGCGAGAAAACCUGGGCGGUGGGUAUGGAGUGGACUACACCACGGGGCAGAUGAUGAGUUUCAGCACUGUUUUCGCAGUGAUGUUCAAUGGCUGCACCGGCAUCAUGGCAGGCUCCAACAUGUCAGGGGACCUGAAGCGCCCGAGCUACUCCAUCCCGCGGGGCACCAUCUCUGCUGUGCUCUUCACCUACCUCGUCUACAACCUGCUGGCUUUCCUCAUGUGUGCCACCUGCAACAGGACCCUCCUGCAGAAAGAUUACGGCUUCCUGCGUGACAUCAGUAUCUUCCCACCUCUGGUGACGGUGGGCAUCUAUGCUGCCACGCUCUCUGCAGCCAUGAGCAACCUCAUCGGGGCGUCCCGCAUCCUCUAUGCUCUGGCACGGGAUGAUCUCUUUGGCCGGGCGCUGGCGCUUGCCAAGAAGACAUCUGCAAGCGGGAACCCCAUCAUGGCCGUCAUCCUCUCCUGGCUGGUGGUGCAGCUGGUGCUCUUCUCUGGGAAGCUCAACACCAUUGCAGGGGUUGUCACUACCUUCUUUCUUUUGGUUUAUGCCACUGUCAACCUGGCCUGCCUGGCACUGGAGUGGGCAUCGGCCCCCAACUUCAGGCCCACCUUUCGCUACUUUACCUGGCACACGUGCCUGCUGGGCAUUGCCGGCUGCUGCGUCAUGAUGUUCCUCAUCAGCCCCGUGUCAGCAUCUGCAAGCCUGGGCUUCCUCCUCAUCCUCCUCCUUGCCCUCCACUACCUCUCACCCAGCAGCACCUGGGGCUAUAUCAGCCAGGCUCUCAUAUUCCACCAGGUGCGGAAGUACCUGCUGAUGCUGGAUGUGCGGAAGGACCAUGUCAAGUUCUGGCGCCCGCAGAUGCUGCUGAUGGUGCAGAACCCACGGGGCAGCGCCCGCCUCAUUGACUUUGUCAACGACCUCAAAAAGAGUGGCCUUUAUGUCCUGGGCCACGUGGAGCUACAAGACUUGGACACACUGCCCUCAGACCCACUGCAGCCCCAGCAGGACUCGUGGCUGAGCUUGGUGGACAAGCUCAAUGUCAAAGCCUUCAUCAGCCUCACCCUCGCGCCCUCGGUGCGGCACGGCGUCCGGCAGCUCCUCUUCACCUCUGGCCUUGGCGGCAUGCGCCCCAACACGCUGGUGCUGGGCUUCUAUGAUGACGCGGCACCGCAGGACAGCCUGGCCCAGCACCCUGCCUUCACCAGCACCCGUGAGGAGCUGCCCUUGGGCUUCCCCCCGCUGCGGGCCGCUGCCGCCCCCAAGCUGCUGUCUCCACGCGAGUAUGUCGGCAUCGUGGCUGACGCCCUGAAGAUGCUCCGCAACGUCCUGCUGGUCCGACACCUGGAGAGCCUGGACAAGGUGUGGGAGCUGCGCCGGGCCGCCAGCCCUCCGCCUUCCAUCCACGUUUGGCCCGUCAACCUGCUGCGGCCCGACAGCGCCCGCUACGCCGACACGUGCAGCCUCUUCCUGCUGCAGAUGGCCUGCGUGCUCAACAUGGCGCGGGCCUGGCGCCGGGCCCGCCUGCGCCUCUUCCUGUGCGUGGAGGCGGGCGCCAUGCCCCACGCGCAGGAGGACAAGCUGCGCCAGCUCCUCAAGGACCUGCGCAUCCAGGCCCAGAUCCAGCUGGUGCCAUGGGAUGGGGUGGUCCGCCUGCACUGGCAGGCUCCACGGGGACCCCCAGGUGGCCCGGCGCCCGCUGAGCAGGAAGAGGCGGCGGUGAACUUCCCCCCCAACACCACCCAAGUGUCGGAUGAAUACGUCUGUGCCGCCAACAAGAUGGUGCUGGAGCAGGGCCCGGCGCCUGCUGUCCGCUUCCUCUAUCUGCCACGGCCCCCGGCUGACACUGGGCUGUACCCGCUGUACCUGCGGCAGCUGGAGCUGCUCACCCGCGACCUUGGCCCUACUGUGCUGGUGCACGGGGUGAGCGCUGUCACCAGCACCCAGCUGUAGGAUUGUCCCCGUGUCCCCAACCCUCCUGCAGUCAGUGCCUUACAGCUCCGGGCUGGGUACGGCUUAGGGGGAGCUGGCCCCUGCCGUGAUUUCCAUUUGCAGGCCUUGUUCUAGGGGCUGUGCUGGAAGGAGAGUAGGGGGUUUUGGUUUUGGGGGGGAGGCACAGCAUUUAAAGCUGCCCUGGCAGGAUCCGGGCACUUAAUGCAUUCACUGUGCCUUUUCUCUGGGGUCCUCAGGACAGUCCCGUUUUGCUACCGGGAGCCCUUUGCCUGCAGCCCUCUCCCCCGUGCUCUCCUCCACAGGCUCCUCUGGGCACCCAGCCAGCAGUGGGGAUUGAUUAAAGGCAGCCUCGACCUUGGUGCCCCCAC
Molecule: messenger RNA, 3091 nt
Organism: Centrocercus urophasianus (Greater sage-grouse)
Lineage: Eukaryota; Metazoa; Chordata; Aves; Galliformes; Phasianidae
Gene: SLC12A9
Product: solute carrier family 12 member 9
Exons: 13
Coding region: 30-2723 (897 amino acids)
Biological process (GO): potassium ion import across plasma membrane; cell volume homeostasis; chloride ion homeostasis
Cellular component (GO): membrane
Molecular function (GO): potassium:chloride symporter activity
Source: RefSeq, a predicted model, not a curated record